Molecule: messenger RNA, 5396 nt
Organism: Salvelinus namaycush (lake trout)
Lineage: Eukaryota; Metazoa; Chordata; Actinopteri; Salmoniformes; Salmonidae
Product: importin-13-like
Exons: 23
Coding region: 445-3336 (963 amino acids)
Biological process (GO): protein import into nucleus
Cellular component (GO): cytoplasm; nuclear membrane
Molecular function (GO): small GTPase binding
Source: RefSeq, a predicted model, not a curated record
UCAUUUAUACCAGCGUCGUAGCAAAGACACAGCGACUAUAUACUGGAUAUUUAGCAACAAAUAGCUACCACCAAUUUCUUAUGCUAACGCAUGUUUGGAUGUUAAUGACUUAUAUCGUCAGCUAAACACAGGUUUAGCUAGCUAGGUUGUUUUUACAGAUACAUUUCCAAUAGGGUAGCGAGAUGCUAACUAGCUAAUGUCAUCAAGCCAUAAAUUGUGACCCCAGACAUACAGAAGAAUCGGGGCUCACUGAGGCCGGUUAGGCAGCUUGCUAACAGGGUUUUGCUACGGAAGCUAACACAGAAUAGCCAGCCAUCCAAAUCGUGGACAAUUGACUAGUACCGCAGUCUGUAGUUAGCUAGCUUGAGAGACAGACAGCUAGCUAGAUAGCUAGCUAAAGAAGCGGCUCUGUCAUUUAUUGACAGACCAGCCGAUUGGGCUAACAUGGAGACAUCGGGGAGAAUAGCAACCACGCCAGACGCCCUCGACUUCACAGUGGAAAACGUGGAGAAGGGGCUCCACCAGUUGUACUAUGACCCUAACAUUGAGAAUAAGAACCUGGCCCAGAAGUGGUUGAUGCAGGCUCAGGUCUCCCCUCAGGCCUGGCAGUUCUGCUGGGCUCUGCUCAGCCCUGACAAGGUUCCUGAAAUCCAGUACUUUGGGGCUAGUGCCCUCCACACUAAGAUAUCCCGCUACUGGUCUGAUAUCCCUUCUGACCAGUAUGAGACCCUGAAGACUCAACUCUUCUCCCAGAUCGCCUGCUUCUCCUCCGGAUCCAAGAUGGUGCUAACGCGUCUGUGUGUGGCGCUGGCCUCCCUGGCCCUGAACACCAUGCCAGAGGUGUGGCCGGGCGCCGUGCCAGAAAUGGUGCGUGUGUUCCAAGAGGAGGGAGGGGGGGUGGAUGGCCGGGCCAGAUGUCUGGCCCUGCUGGAGCUUCUGACCGUCCUGCCUGAAGAGUUCCAGACCAGCCGCCUGCCACAGUACCGCAAGGGACAGGUGCGAGGUGCUCUGGGUCGAGAGUGGGGGUCAGUGUGUCCACUGCUCCAGCAGCUGCUGCGUCAAGAGGACAGUCCCGGGGCAGUGAAGGCUCGUGUCCUGCGCUGUCUGUCCUCCUGGGUGCUGCUGGACGUCCCUCUCAGUGAGAGUGAAGGACUGGUGGAGGACUGUUUCACUGCUCUACCAGACCCCGAGCUGUUUGAGACCGCCGUGGAGGCUAUUGUCAACGCCAUAUCACAACCAGACUCCCAGAGAUAUGUGAACACGCUACUGAAGCUGGUGCCCCAGGUCUUGUCCCUGCAGGAACAACUAAGAGAGGCAAUCCAGAACGGAGACAUGGAGACGUCACACGGAAUCUGUCGCAUCGCUGUCGCGAUGGGCGAAAACCACUCCAGGGCUCUGUUGGAGCAGGUAGAGCAUUGGCAGGGCUUUCUCGCAUUGGUCAACAUGAUCAUGUUCUGCACUGGGAUACCAGGACACUACCCAGUCAACGAGACGACCAGCUCCCUCACACUCACCUUCUGGUACACACUACAGGAUGACAUCAUGUCGUUUGACCUUGAGAGACAGGCGGUGUAUCUGCAGGUUUAUAGACCAGUGUAUUUCCAGCUGGUGGAUGUUCUGCUGCAUAAAGCCCAGUUCCCCUCUGACCAGGAGUACGCAUCAUGGUCCUCGGAUGAGAAGGAGCAGUUCAGGAUCUACAGGGUGGAUAUCUCAGACACUUUGAUGUAUGUGUAUGAGAUGCUAGGAGCUGAGCUGCUCAGUAACCUGUAUGAGAAACUAGGACGAAUACUGACCAACACAGAACAAGCCUCGUCAUGGCAGCAUACAGAAGCGUUGCUGUAUGGGUUCCAGUCUAUAGCGGAGACGAUAGAUGUCAACUACUCUGAUGUCAUCCCAGGCCUGAUCGGACUCCUCCUCAGAAUCAACAUCAACAACGUCCAACUGGCCGACACCGUCAUGUUCACUAUCGGAGCUCUAGCAGAGUGGUUGGCGGACCACCCGGUGAUGUUGAGUAGUGUUUUACCUCUGGUACUCCAGGCCUUGGGGAACCCAGACCUCUCCAUCUCCUCGGUCUCCACACUCAAGAAGAUCUGCCGAGAGUGCAAAUACGACCUGCCACCCUAUGCCUCCAACAUAGUGGCUGUAUCACGUGAGGUGCUGAGCAAACAGAUUCACAAGACCAGUCAGUGUAUGUGGCUGAUGCAGGCCUUAGGCUUCCUGCUGUCUGCUCUGCAUGUGGAGGAGAUACUGAGGAACCUGCACUCUCUCAUCACUCCCUACAUCCAACAACUUGAGAAACUAGCUGAUGAGACGCCCAACCCGUCCAAUAAACUAGCGAUAAUCCACAUUCUAGGUCUGCUGUCCAAUCUCUUCACUACGCUGGACAUUAGCAAACAGGAGGACGAAUCAGCAGAGAGCACUGCUCCCCCUGUCAAAACUGCCCCGCCCCCACCAGGGCCUAACCCGGUGGUGGUGGUCCUACAGCAGGUCUUUGCUCUCAUUCAGACGGUCCUCAGCAAGUGGCUCAACGACUCUCAGGUGGUGGAGGCCGUGUGUGCUAUCUUUGAGAAGUCGGUGAAGACUCUCCUCCAUGACUUUGCCCCCAUGGUGUCUCAGCUCAGUGAGAUGCUAGGACAGAUGUACAGUACCAUACCACAGGCCUCAGCACUGGACCUCACACGACAGAUGGUCCAUAUAUUUGCCAGAGAGACGGAGCACUUCCCUCCCAUCAAGGCUCUAUUUGAGCUGGUCACCUCAGUAACACUCUCCAUCUUCCAGCAAGGACCCAGGGAUCAUCCUGAUAUUGUUGAUUCAUUUAUGCAACUCCAAGCUCAGGCCCUCAAACGGAAGCCAGAUCUCUUCUUGUCUGAGACUCUUGACGUGAAAGCUGUGUUCCAUUGUGGACUACUGUCACUGAAAUUCCCUGAGGCGCCAACAGUCAAGUCUACCUGCUUGUUCUUUACGGAUUUGUUGCCACGCUGCUCAGAUGUGCCCCCAGUGGCCAGAGUGGUGCAGGAGAACGGAAAACUACUGCUGCAGGCCGUACUAGAGGCAAUCGGUGGAGGUUCAUCUCGUAGUCUGAUGGAACAGUUUGCUGAAGUGCUGUUCAGUCUCAAUAAGCACUGUUUCCCUUUGCUCACCGUGUGGCUGAAAGAGGCGCUGCAGGCACAAGGCUUCCCCUCUACUAGGGUCACCACAGAACAGAAAGACACCUUCACCCAACAGAUACUCAGAGAGCGAGUGAAUAAGCGGAGGGUGAAGGACAUAGUGAAGGAGUUUACACUAGUCUGCAGAGGUCUUCACGGGACCGAGUAUGCUGCUGAAUACUGCCUCUGACCCCUGACCUUGCCACGACCCCCAGGCCGGACGCCACAUUACUACAGUACCCAUAAACCCCUCAAAACUGGAGUUUCCAUUGGACGAUAGAAACAAGACCCUCCCCCUAGAACAGAAAACAGCUCCCCAUAAAGGUCUGCCAUUGAUGGAGCUAUGUCACACCCCACAGUGGUCUGAGGAAGGUUGCUCAACCCCCCCCCCUCAUUUCUGUGACUUCAACUACAAGCAUGCCCUCUGUUUGUCUCGCUUUGACUUUUGGUUACGAUCUUCCAUGGCUCCAAGGCUGUUUCUCUGCUCUUUCCUGGUUGUUUAGCAUCUGAGACGAUAGUGGUACUGUACCUACCGUACGUAGCUAGCUAGUUGUCCUUUGUAUCUUUGGAAAGAAAACCAAAAUAAAUAUAUAUCUAAACAUAUAUAUAUAUAUAUAUAUAUACACACACAUAAACACCUAUGUAAUGAAACACAGCCAGUCCUGCUGCUGCUAAACAGGAAGAGAGAGGGACCAAUGACAGGACAGCAUUCUGUGGAUAGACACAUAUUUUCAGCAUAAUGUAUAUCGUACAACACUGACUCGCGCACCCCCAUGCUCUUACGUUUGCCAAAAUUAUCGUGGAACGUCAUGUGAACUAGUCUUUUAUUUUGUGUAUUUGAUAGUUGCCUUGAUGGGGAAAUUAUGAGGUGAUAGAUUGAACCACUAACUAAGGAGACUAAAGUAGAAGAUUAUAGACUCUGCUCUCCUGCACCUGCCAUACACACACGCACACAGUCACACACACAUACACACACACACACACACACACACACACACACGCACACCCAGUCACCCACACAACGGUCACGAAACUGUGGUUUCCUCAUGAAUCUAGAAUGUAUUUUGUCCAGGAGAGAGUGAUAGAGGUAGGAGAGAUGAUGAAUGUUGGGAGGGGAUAGAUGGGGGUGUGUAGGAGAGGGGUAUGUUGUCCUAGCUGUGGACUACAGUCACUGUAAUCGUGCAAAUCUAUUAAUCAUGUUGUGCGUAUUAACAGUCAUAUUACUGAACAUUUCCGUGCGUGUGUGUAUGGGCGCAUGUUUUUGCGCGAGUGUGCAAAUGUCUGCCUCCCCACUUAUUGAGUGCACUUAUAUCUGACCGACAUCACUUUCACAUACCAAACACCCCCCAUGGCCCCGCCCCCUUUAGAAACGGACCCCACCAUCCCAUUUGACACUUAGUCCUCCCAUACAUACAGCACAUGUCCUGAGUACUCCACUUCAAUGUUCUCCGCUUGCCACACAGACCAAAAUAAUACAACAGUCCACUAACCUCCACAUGGCCUGGAAUGACUGACCAGUCCUAACCAACGACUAGAUGAACUCAUCCAUAUGAUCUAUAAACCAGUAGAACAAACUGCACACCAUACUGCUCUUAACCGGUGCCUGUCAACCAGUGUCUUAUCAACCAACCGGUUGCCUGCCUAGACUGAAACCAGGGGGGAGGGGGGGUAGUCACUGAUGUCAGAAAGAUUAUUCAGGAAGUAUAUUUGCACUGGGCGCCAGAUGAAAUGGACUCCUCUCAGUGAAUGGAAUUGAGACUGUGUCUGAAAUGAAACCAACGUGCACUACUUUGAGAAUAGAUGGAGAUCAGAGAAUAGGGUACCAUUUAGGACGAAUGAAACGAUUGGUGCAGCCGGCUCAUGUGUAUUUCCUGGUUCCUUAUUACGUCAACUGGGUCCAUUCCCUCUUUCUGUCACUCUAGGUGCCUGCAGACAUGUAGCAUGUGUGUGUUUUUGUGGUAAGGGGGUGGGAGAUUAUGAAAUACUGUGAGUGUGACACUGUGAGAAGAUUCUCUGGGUAGAAGUUGGCCUUAGACACAGAUCAUGGAUCCUCUUAACCAUUACUGACUGAAGAUGCAAGACUGACUUUAGAUCAGUGUCUAGGGUUGACUUCGUCCAGUGCCUAGGGGUACAGUCUGGGAAUAUGUUUGUCACAGAGAGGAGGAGUGGGUGAGGGAAGGGGGGGAUAAAAUGUACAUUGUUUCUUUUUUGUACUUUGUUUUAAUUUAUUAAAUAUGUCUUAAGACGGCA